AUGAGAGAGUAUGAACUCGUUGAGCUCGAUUUGUCGUCGAGGGACGCACACAUUACGACAACAGACUGGUAUUCUGUCUCUCUCACGAUAUUUUUUUCAAAAUCCGGUCAAAAGAUCGUAAAGAUCACCCAAAACAAAGAUACAGUUUGGAAGAGCAAUAUGGACGAUGAACACGCUCAUUCGCUCUUUUUAUUCAAAGGAAAACGCAGUACAAUGACCCUGGAACUCGAGGAAACAGCGACAAGCGAGGACAGUCUCGAGAAGACAGGGGUACCCAGAAGAAUGGGUGGGAAGAAUAGUGAAGAUAAAGAAGGAGGAAUCUCCGAAUGUCAACUCCUUGAGAUUGUGGUAACAAAGUCACCCACAAAUGUCAGAGGUGAACCUACUGCCCCUGUAGGUGAACGCAUUCCUUCCAAAUUCCAUCGCGUCUACUUUUACAAUGAGGGCGGUGAGUGGACGCCAACAGAUGCGGCAACCUUUAAUCUCAAGUUGGAUGGGAUGAAGAUGAACGGGAAAAUUACUGCUAGCGACUCAACUAUAGCACCAAAUAUUGCGCACUUUGUAAAGCCAGAGAGUCCACCAAAGUACUUUGGGAUUGAUGUGGACGGAACGUUUUUUGUAGAGAACGAAGCUGUUUUUAGGAAAAAUAUUGAAGCCUUUGCCAAAGUCAUGAAGAUGGGUUAUACACCGUUUUUAUGUACAGAGAAAAAAUGUGACGACAAAGAUUCACCAUGCAAGUGUAGUGAUACCAUACCAGGCCUAAAGGCCGAAAAGAGGGCUAGCCAGCCGACAGCUGGAUUUACCAAGUAUAUUCAUUAUCUUCAAAGUGGAGGUAUAUUUACUCUAAAUAAGGAACUUAGUAAUGGAGGUAAAUUAAGCGGUGGAUAUCAAAUAGAAUCAGCAGGGAAUAACAUACCAAAUGUACAGAGUGUUUCUACUUACUACUGGAACGGUGAUAAUAAUACACCAAUCCUUAUUGAAGUUAUCACAAAUGGUGGUAACACUACAACUAUACGUUAUGGCAGGAAUAAUAGUACUGACAAGGAUUGGAAUCCCGUAGAAGCUGGUCUGAAUGAACAAGAAGCUCUGGAUCAACAGAACUGCAAGAUUAACAAUGCCAUCCCCUUAAACAUAACAAGUCCUCAAUCGGGUGAUCUUCCCAAUGACUCGAAAGCUGAUUGCUUAAAGACUAGAACGAUAAACUCUGCACAAUCAUCUCCCCCUCCAAAAACCCCUCCAGGAAGCGAUUAUACAGUUACAGGGUAUACUAUUAAUGGUCUUGUUGAUAGAGAUAUAGAGACAAAGAUAUCUAGAGUGACAUUGCGUGGUAACCCCGUUACUUUUUCUACUCCUCCUGAUGCUAUAACUGAAGUCAGACUCUAUUCUUCAUCCGUUAAUACAAAUGCACCCAUUAUGGUUUCAUUUCUAAAACAAGGUGGAGAGUCUAAGUGGUAUGAAAGUCAAAACAAAGAAGGCACCCAAUGGGGAGAAGUUGGAGAUGAGAAAACAAAGAAAUUUUACACUAAAAAAAAUAGUACUACUCCGCUACCUGCUCUUUCAGAGAAAAUCGAUCAAGUGUUAUGCUCAAAGUAUAAAAACGUUACCCUAAAUCUUACCAAGAGUAAUUCUGAGAAUCAUCUCAAUGGACAGAAUUACUGUUGCGAAGAACAUGCAGGUGAAAAGGGUGCUAAGGGUACCGGGAGGGUAACUGUUAAAGAAACACAAAUUAAAGAUCCAUCCAGUUCAAAUCCUGUUAAAGUAUACAAACAUGAGAUCAAUAAUGGAUAUAGUCUUGCUGGUAUCUACUAUAUAAACGACGAAGGUGAAAGAAAGAAGAUAAAGAUUGAUGGCCUUCAAGCUACUGGAAACGAUUCAGUAAAGGUAUAUGCAUUAUACUCCGGUGAUAGCACGGAUCCCAAACUUAUUUAUCUUCAUAAAAAUGAAGACAAUAAUGAAACUUCUGGAUGGUAUCAAAUGCAGGAUAAUGGUGAUCAUGACAGUAACUGGAGUAAGAUCCCUACUGCACUAAAGAAUAUAACAGAAAUUGAUCUGGAUAGAGGAAGCCUUGAAUGUGACAAGUUGAAGGCACUCAAAAGAGUACUUAAGCAUGAUAUCGGUGGCUUGACAGAUUGUGAUGAACCUCCAGAGUAUAAACUACAAGAAUUACUCGGCCAAGAACCAGAACUAAAGGAAAAACUCGAAAGGAAAGACCAUGAAGAAGAUGCUAAACUUAAAUCUGAUACUGGUACUGCUACUGCUGGUGAUGAUUCUGAUUCUACUGAUGAAGCUGGAGCUGAAGGAGGCUUUGAAGGAAAACUGUUGGAAGUGAUUGGUCCUCUUAUCAACCUUGGACUAGCUGAAAAUGAUGCUGAACAGCUCUUAUAUAAAGUAUUAAGUCUUGUUACUACGGUUGAUGACGAAACUCUAGAAGAUAAAAAAGGUCCUGGCGAUACUCCUAGUGCUGGUAAAGAUGGUCAACCUGGAGAUAUUAUAGGACCAGACUCUAAUAUUGCUAGUCCGUCUACUCCACCCGAUGGAGUUACUGAUGGCAGAACACUAAAUGGCUCAGUUUCCAAAUUGGGUGCAUCAUUAUUCGACAGGACAGAUUAUAAAGGCUACCCUGGUGUUUAUGGUAACGGUACGCUUGUCUUUGACAAAGAGGGGAAUGUUAUUCACCAGACGUACUUUUCCCCUUCAUUCAUUUCAAAGAUUAUACAACACAUUAAUAACACCGGAUAUCGUCAAAAGGUUGUAUUUCAGGACAUUGAACGUUAUUAUUCAUUGGAAUUUGCUCCGUUUAUAGUGUCAAGGCUACUCCUAUUUUACGAGAAGAUGAAUCCGCUUAUUGUUGACGAAGAGACCCUCUUGAAGCUAAAAAUUUGCAGCAUAAGCAUUCUUGAUUGUACCUUUGAUAUAGAGGAUUUAAAGACAGAAUACUCGAAGAAAGAGGUUCAACUUGGCAUGUUUUGUGAAUUGGUACCGCGGAAUGCAACAAAGGCUACAGGUAUCAAGAAACUCAUGGAACACUAUGGAGUUCCUCUAGAAGAGUGUGGAUUUAUUGGCGAUGGCGAUAACGAUACAGAAGCUAUGAACUUUUGUAAGGUUUCGUUUGCAGUUGGUAAUUCACCGGACUUUGUCAAGAGGCAUGCAAAGUGGGUAAUGGAGAAGACUUGUGAUGAAGGAGCAGUAGCUCAGGCACUGGAACUGGUCUAUAAGUAA
Messenger RNA from Theileria equi strain WA, 3219 nucleotides. Its product is annotated as haloacid dehalogenase-like hydrolase family member protein. NCBI's taxonomy places the organism in Eukaryota, Apicomplexa, Aconoidasida, Piroplasmida, Theileriidae. Gene Ontology annotation, cellular component: cytosol. The record is from RefSeq and is a predicted model, not a curated record. Gene Ontology annotation, molecular function: magnesium ion binding; phosphatase activity. The transcript has 3 exons. The coding region runs from base 1 to 3219 and encodes 1072 amino acids.